UAACGUGCAUGAUGGUCUAGAGAAACGCAAGCCACGAGGCGCCUUCCCAACAUCUACCUAAAAGAUAACUGAUAAUUGUUCUUGAAAAGGAUUUGGCUUGGCUGCAAGCGAAGGUCCGGAUCUUAAGAAUCCACUGAAGCAUAUUCCAAAUCCUAAUCCAAUCAAGAUUGCUAUGGGAAGAAAAAUCUAUUCGUAAACCUGUUAAACAAAUCGCGUUGAAGGUUCGUGGAGGACGGCUGGUUGAAAACCGGCAGUAAAUAGCCAGUGCUAGAUGCAGAAAUAUUGUGGCCGAACGGACGUCGUCGACGGCGCGUCGAGUUGGUUGCUGAAAUUGCGGUGUUGCGAGAAAUCAAAAAGAGGUUUCCAAUUUCCGUUGUCAGUUCAGCGAAAUUGGCUUGCGGUGCGAGACAUCUGAUACAGUUCUCAGUGAAAAAAACAUUGGCUACAGAGCGUGAGGGUCUUAUCUUUGAACACAUACUUGAGUCUCAGAAGAUCAUAAAAGUUUUCUCACAGCCGUGCUAAAGCAAACGGACUGUUUUCGUUUCUAUAUUGUGAAGCGACAUUGGGGUUAAUAAAUUUUUAUUCGAUUGCGUGCACGACUCACAAUAGAGCAGCUUCGCAAAGAAAGACAUUCUUAACAAAAUGAUGAUUGCAAAUGAAAUUAGUGGCCUGUGGUUGGUUAUUUUGCUCGCCUCUAUUUUUCAGUGUCUAUCAGCACAAAUGAUGUGGUCUUCAUGGUCCAGGUAUUCUGCAUGUUCGGUUACUUGUGGGCAAGGCCGUCAGCGACGGCAGAGACAGUGCAUGAUAACUUCUCCGACGUCUUCAGGCACCUGUCCUGGGCCAAAAGAAAUGUAUGCUCCAUGUCAAAUGUUAGCUUGUCCAGAAGACAAAGUUCUCCCCUGUAACUGUGGAUGUUCCCUGGAGGAAAAUAAAGGCCAAAUCUUAUCUCAGCUGCCAAGUAAAGAGACCAAAAGUUGUGAAUGGCGAAUUCUUGCACCUAAGGGAACGACAAUAUCAUUAAAUGUAACUCGCCUUAUUUUGAAGGCGGGUUGGGUGCGUAUUGCCAGUGGCAAAAAGACCCUACUGACUCUACUAAAGCCAGGCCCUGAGCCUCCUUACCCAUGGAAGUAUAAGUCAGAGGGAAAUCUGAUGACUUUAGAGUUGCUUUCAUACCCAGAUGCAAGUGGCAAUGUGGAUUCUAAUACGUACCUGGCAGCAAAAUAUAAACAUAUUCGAGCAAACUCAAACCAGCCAGGCAAUGGCGGGAAGGACGAUAAUAGCGCGGUGAGCAACAAGCCGAAUUCCCUAGAGGGACACAGUGACAAAGAGCCGAACGUGCCUGCAAUCAUUGGGAUUACGGCAUGUGUUAUCGUCAUCAUAUUAGUUGCCGUGUUUCUUGCAGUUCGAAGGCAUCAUAGGAAAAAUUCUAGUGAUUCUGAUGCUACUAAUGAAGCAGUUAACCUCAGCACGGAAUUCGAUUACAAGGGACAACAAAACGCGAACGGGAUCAAAGAAGAGAAACCGUUGAUGGAUGGCAAAGGGUCGCCUCAAUUACCUCGCGCGGAUCGAUGCGCUAUGCCGCAGUCGCAACUAGUUAUGCGACCUAAUGUGACUCAGGGAAGAGACUCUUCAUCAGAUACCGUCAAUUAUCCAAUUCCAAAUCAAUAUAACGGACAACGAAGAAUGAAUUAUCCGCCUGACUUGUACAUGAAACCUCCUCCUCUCAAUUACAUGCCGGACCCAAACAUGGUGCGGAUGGUUCCAGUAACUUCAACCGGACUAAUACUGCAGUCUCCUCCUCAGCAACAAUAUAUGAUGCAUGUGCCACCGCCACCGCGAAGCGAUCACAGUUGAUAGAUCGCUCUUAGGAAUCCAUGGUGACAUGGUGGCUGUAUUGAUUCUCAUACACACUGAUUCAGAGCUGCAAAUGUCGCUUAGACUUAACAAUACACGAAAAAAGGCAAACAUUUUAAUGGCUACAUCCUUCUCUUCUGUAAUGUAUUUAUUUUUUCAGAGUUCUUAGGAUUUUGGUGUUAGGAGCCCUUCCAAAAAUCAUAACGAGUCUGCCCACGAUUGUUAAUAAAUACAAAGAAAUAAUCAUUCAAUAAAUUAACAAUCAUGUCGACCUGAAACUUCUAAUUUUUGUCAAUCAAUUUUUGUUGAAAAAUUGUUACAAAUGGAGGAUAGGAUGCCUUGCUAUAUUUUAAAGUGGAAGACGGAAGCGAUACCCUUUCGAAACAGAAUCCAGCUUGAAAUCCUUUUUGCUUAAAUACUCAGAAUUUGCAUUUUAUAAACGCAUUUCUUUCAAACGAGAACUUCGCUGAUUUUUUUCAAUGAAUUUCCAUCGCUCAGGUAAGGAUUAAACGAUCCAUGUAUGAUUCAGCUGAAGCGGUAUCUUCACACACUUACAAUCCAAUUUCUGAUCGCAGAAAACUCGCAGAAAUUUAUAAGUAGAUUUUCGAGUAAGAACGGCCUGCACUCGCCAGAUAGUCUAAAUUUCUUCCUGUCGCAUUUCCGUGGCGGCAUGUCCGAUUGUUGCUCGCUGGAGUAGCCUGGGAAGGAAUCUAAUUGUUAAUGCUAUUUUUAAUAAGUUCGUUUCACGCAUCUCGUUUAGUUUAUAGGAAAAUACAAGCAUGAGCAAUGAAAUUGCAGUUGUUUAUUAUUGAUGUUUUUUUAAAGCGUCCCUUUGUUUGUUGUGCUUAGAUUUGUUUAAAGACAUGGAAUCGUUCCAAGAAAUCGAAUUUUUAGUUGUUUCAUUCGCUCUCCCUCAAUUACCAUUGCGGUUGUUUUUCUGACAUUUCUGCACGGGAUGGCACAUUAAUUCCCCCCUUGCUGCAACCGAUAUCUUAUUUAUUUGUUUAAAUGUUGAAAAUGGAUGGUUGGUCUCAGGAUCCAUAGCUUGUAUCCUUUGAUUACCUUUGGAAGUAUCUUAUUCAUAUAAUCUGCAAGAAAAUUAUAGAAAAAAAACAAAAAGUAACCAAAACAUACCUAGCCUUGGGGAUUUUCGAAAAUCAGGAUCAAGCAUGUUGCACGAGAUUUAAAUCAAAUUUGUUGGGAUAGUUUUAAAGUUUCUUCAAAAGUCUUCUUUUUUACAGUUGCAAGACGAUCUACUUCUCAGUUUAUGAAAUUUGCAUCGAGUUAGGUUUAGUUUUCGCGCUUACUAUUGUUUUCGCUCCAGUGGGUAUAUCUUUCAACUAAUUAGAAUUUUGAAUGGCUGAAAUCUUGAAAAAGUUAUGAAACAGCCUGAAAACGUUAAAAAAUGCCACUGUGCUAUGUUAACGCAAACCGUUGUGUGAAAAUUCUGUAAUAUCAAAAGGUUAGACUGCUAAACAAUGUUAAUGAUGUAAUAGAAAUUUAUCGCAUUUGUAAGUGUAUAUAAAUUUGUUACAAAAUAAAGUUGAUUCUUUUCGUAA
This is a messenger RNA of Rhopilema esculentum, 3413 nucleotides long. RefSeq lists its product as uncharacterized. Gene Ontology annotation, cellular component: cell periphery. Lineage: Eukaryota; Metazoa; Cnidaria; Scyphozoa; Rhizostomeae; Rhizostomatidae. The record is from RefSeq and is a predicted model, not a curated record.